This is a messenger RNA of Salvia miltiorrhiza (redroot sage), 1725 nucleotides long. RefSeq lists its product as uncharacterized. The coding region runs from base 318 to 1529 and encodes 403 amino acids. The record is from RefSeq and is a predicted model, not a curated record. Lineage: Eukaryota; Viridiplantae; Streptophyta; Magnoliopsida; Lamiales; Lamiaceae. The transcript is spliced from 2 exons.
AUCUUCGGAUCUUCCCACUCACCAACACUCCAUCCAUCCGCUCUCCCAGACACACUCUCUCUCUCUCACACGCACGCGCACACACACACACACACACAGUGGGAGGCCGGAGUGCGCAGAGUUUAAUAUACUAGCAAACACACAUUCGCCAUUUCCCCAACGUUGUUAAACCUGCGAGAAUCCUAAGCCCUCAUCUCUAUCACUACCGACUACCGUCUCGUUUCGCACAGAAAAUAUAUCUCGACUUUCCAAAAACAGAAACCCUUCUCUUUUCCACGUUAUCUUUCUGGGGUGGUUUGUUACGACAUACAUUACUCAUGGACCCGAUGAUUGAUCCUGGCUCAUCAAUUCCUGAACUGAUCAGAUUUAUUAAGCACUCAUUUCGCGAGUGCGAGUUUGAUGAGGUGCAGAAUAUAUUGAUGGAGCGGGAAAAGAGUAUGAAAGUUGAAAUGGAAAAGCUUGUCAGAGAUUGUGAUGAACUGAAGAAACAGGUUGAUGUUCUGGAGCGCUCUAAGGUCUAUACGGAGUCCGAGAAACGUGAUCUGGAGGGGAAGCUUCAGAAGAGAGGCGAGGAGUUAGAUAAAAUGAUCGUCCAAACGAAGGAGAAAUUUGAGAAAUUGAGUAGCGAAAAACACGAUGUUGAGGAAAAGCUGGUACGGAGUAGUGAGAAAUGCGAGGAGAUGGAUGAACGGCUAGUCAAAAUGGGGAAGGAGAUUGAGGAAUUAAGGCGAGAGAAACUGUCUGCAAAUAAAAUCAUUUGGGAGUUGAAGGCUAAGGAGAUUGAGGCUGAUCGCGUAGUGCAGGAACUGAAGCGCGAAAAUGAUGAGGCUGUUCAUACCAUUGAUGAGUUGAGAGCGGAAAAGAUGAAGUCUGAUAAGGCAGUUGGAGUUUAUGAAAAUGACUUAGAUCCUAGGAUUUUGAAGCUGGAGAGAUCCAUCGCCAAAAUGUUGAGCGUGAAUGUGGAAGAUCUUGCCAGUUUGGCAAAUAGCGACGGUUUUGCUGCUGCAGCUAUUGACGCUGAAGUGGAGGAGAAUUCGCAGAAUGGCGAGGUGAACCCUGAAGAAGAUAGGGCUAUCGUGUCACCUAAAGUUCCUGCAAUUUCUGGUUCACACACAAGUGUAACGCAACCGGAGAAGACAGUGCCUUCAUCUGGUGCUGCUGAAAAUGUGCCUACAGAGAAGACAGUGUCUUCAUCUGGUGCUGCUGAAAAUGUUGUAAUAGUGAUAGAUGAUAGCGACAGCGAUGACGAAACCUCCAUUCCGGAUACGUCGUGUGGGCAGAGAAAUAAGGAUGAGAGGAAAGACAGCAGAGAGGACUCUGUCAUGAAUUGUAGUAAAAGGAGGAAAAUAAGCACAUCUGCUACACCAUCUCGCUGUAGUUCAUUGUCCAGCAGAGUUAAAGAGAGAGAUGGUGCUUGUGCUGCAGUUGGCGUUGAUUCUACAGAUUCAGAUGAUGAAUUGAUCUCAGAUGCCUACAUGAACAACCUCGUUGCGAAGAUUCAAAGGAUAAGAGGGAGCAAAAAGGAUUAGUCGUGGUAGUGGCUGCUUGGUAUCUGUAACUAUGCUGUUCUUGAUUGGGGAGUUAGCUAUGCGUAUGCAUAUAUGGUUUUUGAUAUUCGAAUGAUCAUGCCAAGUAAGCAUUCACUAGUCGUGCUCCCACGCUAAGCGUGAAAUUGCAUGUUAUUUUUUAAAAUUUAAAUUUAGAACAACUUAAAUUUGUUAAGUA